Gaeumannomyces tritici R3-111a-1 is the source of this 1357-nucleotide messenger RNA. RefSeq lists its product as hypothetical. The record is from RefSeq and is a predicted model, not a curated record. The transcript is spliced from 2 exons. The coding region runs from base 168 to 1037 and encodes 289 amino acids. Gene Ontology annotation, cellular component: mitochondrion; cytoplasm; membrane. Lineage: Eukaryota; Fungi; Ascomycota; Sordariomycetes; Magnaporthales; Magnaporthaceae.
GGCAGCCAACAUUUUGCACCCACGUCAGCCGGCAUCGACAAGGCACGCGACCAAGCCCAACCUGUAUCCCCAACCGACACCCGAACCAUCUGCCACCAUGAUACGAAAGUAGCAAACCCAGCCGACGCACCAGGCGCUCUCCCGGCCCUCCGCGCGAGAAACAAAAGAUGACCCAACAACACCCCCUCCUCCGCCUCGCCCGCGCCGUCGCGCGCCGGCGACCCCAGCCCCGACUCCGAAACCGGCCUCCCCAGCGCAGCAGCAGCAGCAGCAGCACCAAGAAGCCGCUGCAGGAAGACCCGAUCCCGGUGCCCAGCACGGUGCCGCCGGUGCCAGUGGCGGCGUGGUGGCAGCGGCUGGGCCCGCUGAGCCGCGCGGCGUCGGCCUACGGGCGCGCCCAGCGCCGCCGCCCGCACGCCACGCAGCUGUGCACGUCGCUGGCCAUCUACCUGGCCGCCGACCUGUCGGCCCAGCGCAUGGCGGGCGGCGUCGUCGACGGGGAGGAGGUGGAGGCCGCGUACGACCCGGCCCGGACUGUGCGGUCGCUCGUCAUCGGGGGGCUGGCGUCGAUUCCGGGGUACAAGUGGUUCAUGUUCCUCUCGUACAACUUCAACUACCGCUCCCGCCUCGCCUCGCUCGCCGUCAAGAUCGCCAUCAACCAGUCCUUCUUCACGCCCCUGUUCAACAGCUACUUCUUCGGCAUGCACUCGCUCCUCUCGGGCGACUCGCUGGGCCAGGUCGCCGACCGCAUCCGCCGCACCGUGCCCACCAGCGUCGUCAACUCGCUCAAGCUGUGGCCCGCCGUCACCGCCUUCAGCUUCACCUUCUUGCCGCCCGAGUACCGCUCCGCCUUUGCGGGCGUCGUCGCCGUCGGCUGGCAGACGUACCUCGCGUUUUUGAACAGGAAGGCGGAGCUGCUGGCGCAUGAGGAGGAGGCGGCGGCGGCGGCGACGGUGGUUGGGGGUGUUGAUGAGCGGCAGGGAACCGCCUGCGCACCUACCGGCGCCAUGGCCGUUGCAGCCCCAACACCCCGAUAAAACCCCGACGCGACAGAAGCCCGGCGGGAACCGCGCUUGUUCAGGAUACCCAGCUCUGAUAAACAGAGCACUUAUAAUCACAUUGCAUGGGAAGCGGGGGAGCAUCAUCAGAGUUGCGGCUGCAACCUGAGAGUAACAAGAUAGACCGGCGUUUUGGGUAAACUUGGGAUUUGGCCAUGGCACGUGUAGACUCCGGUAUAAAAUGCGCAAACCCCCAUGAUAAACCCCAAUGCUUCUAGUUUUCGCCCUGCUUUUUGCUACCCGCCUCCAAACCUAAUCGCAGUUUUACCCCCUACCCUCGCGUGAAAAAAAAAAACAGC